Molecule: messenger RNA, 3218 nt
Organism: Eucalyptus grandis
Lineage: Eukaryota; Viridiplantae; Streptophyta; Magnoliopsida; Myrtales; Myrtaceae
Product: J domain-containing protein required for chloroplast accumulation response 1
Exons: 9
Coding region: 332-2626 (764 amino acids)
Biological process (GO): clathrin coat disassembly; clathrin-dependent endocytosis
Cellular component (GO): vesicle; intracellular membrane-bounded organelle; cytoplasm
Molecular function (GO): clathrin binding
Source: RefSeq, a predicted model, not a curated record
AGCUUGUGUGGCUUCAAUUCUUGCAUUCCUCUCAAUACCCACCUCCAUCUUUGUCCGCUUCUCCUUCUGUGUUUUCAUUUUCAAUUCUUCCUUCUCCCUGAUGUACUGUCUAUGUCUGAUUUCAUCAGCAUUUGCUCUUGACGCUGUACGCUCUGUUUCAAAUUCUACAGUUCUCUCUGCAAAUAUGUCAGCCCAUAACUCAUCGUAGUUCUGCGAGAAGAGUUUCCCGCUGUUUUCCUUUUAAAUUCCAAACUUCCUCGGCUUCGGUGAGUCACGGGUGGAAGCGAAAACCUGUCAGUGAGUUAAAUCCGGUUGAUGGGCAUUUACUGAAAUGGAGAGAUUCUCCCGCAGGGACAAUGUUCUUGUAGAUUUUAGCAAUAGUAGUCCUCAAAGAGAAAUACCGGGCGAUGGCUUUUUGCCGAAGAAAUUGUACCGAAACUCGGACAUUGAUUUCGACGACGUUUUUGGUGGUCCGCCAAGGAGGUCCUCGAUCCAUGAGACGAGGUACGGUCUCAGCGAAUCUGCGGAUUCGUACGGAUUGAGGGGAAGCGGCGAAAUCCCUUCGUACAGUAAUCCGUGGACUGGCGAGACUGAGAAGCCGGUUUUCGGAGGGGAAAACAGGAGGAGGAGGAGACUUAUGAGUGAAGACUUCUUUGAUGACAUAUUUAGGGGCAGCGAAUCUGGCAGUUCCGCUCCGAGGAAGCAUGACCAGGAUGUGUUCUCAUCGUCACCAGGUUCGCGGGUCACGAGCCCCGCGAGGCCUCUGCCACCGCGAGCUGAGCCCUUGCCGAACUCAUCGAACUCAUCAGUUCCGUCACAAUUCAGUCUCCCUGCGACAGUGAGCAAACCAGUCGAUUCCCCAGCACUCGGCUCCAGUUCUAUGAAAUCUUAUAAGUACAAGGAUGGCUCUUUAAAUGGAACAAGCCAGCCACGCUCUCCCAAGGUUUCUAUAUUGGGAUAUCCAAGCCGAAUUACACAAGUUCAGGAUGCGUCCAAGGUUGUCAUUCAAUCAUCCUAUCGUCCGAGCCCUCUGUCCCAUGAAUUCUCUCUUAGCGGUGACGAGAUUCUGAAUGCGAGUAAAUCUGACAAAGUCCUCGAUUCUAAUAAGGGCACAGGUCAAGAGAUGCCAAGCGGUGCCCAAUUUCACUUCUCUAUAUACAAAUGGGCUAGCAAAGGAAUACCGCUGGGAAUGCCUCUUAGAAGAUCGAACAGUUUGAAAUCAAAAGAGAAGGUUAGAACAGAAAGCUCGAACAGAAAUGAGCAGAUAGACAGUCAGAAUCGGACAGCAGAAUCGGCAUCACCAUAUAUUGUUUCCUCCUCUUUGAAGAGUAAAGUGCUAGACACUGCAUCCUCUGCAGUAGAAAACAGCAAAUUAAAAAGUGACACCAUGAAGCAAUCAAGCUUGCAAGUUGAAUUGGAAACACGUCACACCACUGUAGAAGCUGGCAUUGAUAUUAGUAGACCAAAAACUAUUGGCAGCUUAACGAACGGUGCAGAUGGUCAUAGUGAUGCCAUGCCAUGCAAUACAAGAGGAGAAACAAAAUCCCAAGCUCUGCCUCAGACAGGUUCACGUCAGAAUGUAGAGAAAGAGGAAGAAAUAUCCAAGCCUGAAUUGAAACCUCUUCAUUCUUUGCAUUCUUUGCCUAGCGAUAAAGAUGAACAAGAUGGUAAUGAGGUCAAGGUAGACAGGAAGAAGGAAGCGGAAUGUGAAAGUUUGAGGAGUAUUGAACAGUCUCUUGGGAAGAAUGAUGCUGAUAAAGGAGUAAAGAAACAAGACAGUCUUCACCGUUCGAAUAGCAAAGGAGUGAAAAAAGUUGCAUUGCCGGGAUCGCCAACAGAUCGACGAGAUGGCAUUGGUAGAAGCAGAGAAAAAGGAAAGGUCAAAGAGUUUAUUAAAAUCUUCAAUCAGGAAGCUCCUGUGAAGCCUAAAGUUGACGUUCGACCUCAAGGUGGGAGCUUUAGAUGGAGUGAGAGAGGAGGAAAAGCGGACAAUCCAGCAGAUCAUAACAAUAUUGGAGUGGAACGACAAGUUAAAGCAUCCCACGAGGAAACUGCUGACACAAUACCUGAAACUUCCACUCAUCAUGUAAAUCAGUUUCGUAAAAAGACCAGUAGAGAACACUCUGGCAGAAGUACUGCUAGCCUUUUCUUUAGUGAUGGUUCAUCAGAGAAGAAGAAUAGCUCAGCAUCAAGUACUGAAUCUGCUCCUGAGGAGGCAAGACCCGUGGUUAUUGAAAUUGAUGAAUCCUUCAGCGGGAACUUUGUGCUAAAAGAAUUGCCCCAAGAUGAAGAUAAGCAAAGACAACCAAGUGAAGAACUUAAUGAUAUCAAAGAUAUUGAUGCUAAAAUCCGGCAGUGGUCUCGUGGGAAGGAAGGAAAUAUACGGUCCCUUCUGUCAACUUUGCAGUAUGUUCUUUGGCUGAAGAGUGGGUGGAAGCCAGUUCCCCUUGUCGACAUAAUUGAAGGGCCUGCAGUGAAGAGAGCAUAUCAGAAAGCCUUGCUUUGCCUUCAUCCAGACAAAUUGCAGCAGAAGGGUGCUGCUUCACAUCAGAAGUACAUAGCGGAGCAAGUCUUCGAUAUAUUGCAGGAAGCAUGGACUCACUUCAAUUCUCUUGGAUCUGUAUGAGCCAUCAACGUUUGCCUACUUCAUUCUCAGCAACUGCAUGCAAAGGACAUGGAUCGGAUCUAUAUAUGCCAUCAAAAUUUGCUUACUUCGUGCCCAGCAAUUGCUUGCACAGGAUAUGGAAUUGCUUGCUAUAGUAAAUAGCACACCAGUUGAGGAGCACAAAAUCGAAUUUAGACCGGUUUGAGAGGCAACGUUCAAUGAUUUUCAAAGAAGUAUCGGUCAAUAAUACACUCCUUUUCUGUCCUAUCUCUGGUAAUGCUUCAUAUAGAGCACCGAGGAGAGUUUUUUUUCGAGUCGACAGAACCCGGAAUCUGAAGAAACCCUCUCUUAUGUUUGGCCCAACUUGUCCUUCAAUUGUGCAUCAGAAGAAUCAUCAUGGACAGAACACAUCUUCACAUAACAAUCAUAGAUGGAACUGGACCAAACUAAGAAAAUGCAGCGACCUCCUAUUUUGUGGGCAAAACCCAUUACUCUAGAUUUGCAGAAUAGCACUUCUAGAGGAAAAAGAGUCAACAUCACACCAAUGUAGGAAGCCUUGUAAGAUUAGUGUCCUGAAUUCACCUCCUAAGGGAAUCCCUCAUAUUUUGCCUGA